AUGGAGAACUCAUUCCUGUCUCUGCUGAUAGUCUCAGUGCUACUAACAGGAACUAUCGUGCAGCUUGUGGUGAGCAACAUUUAUGAUCCUUCCAGGAAGUAUGCAGGGUACCAAAAAAGAAAUAUCCUCCACUUGGAAAGGAAUGCAGAACUCCGGGUACUAAGCUGUGUCCUAAGACAGGAUGAUGCCCUAGCUGCCAUCAAGCUGUUAGAAGCCUACAAUCCUUCUAAAGAAAGCCCUCUCUCGGUUCAUGUCCUCCAUCUGGAAGAGCUCGUGGGCCGAGCCACCCCUCUCAUUAUCGACCACCAAUUAGGACAGAAGUCUUCAUCUAAUUCUUCUCCCAGCGGGCUGCGCGCGCAGCACAUCAUUGAUGUUUUUAACUACUACAAGCAUCAGAAUUUGGGAUCAGUCAGUGUACAAGUCUUCACCGCAGUGUCGCCGUUCUUGUUCAUGCAUGACGAUGUCUGCUCACUCGCCUUCGACAAGUCGGCAUCCCUAGUAUUACUUCCGUUUCAUAGGAAAUGGAGCGCGAAAGGAAAUUUGAUUUUGGAUGAUACUAUUUUGAGGAGCAUAAACUGCCAAGUAUUAGAAAAAGCUCCUUGUUCUGUAGGCAUUCUUGUUGACCGUCGUAAGAUGUGUGGCAGCUCUAGUGCCUCUAAUAUAUCCAUGAGGUCAGUAUUUCGUAUGGCUAUGCUUUUCAUGGGAGGCGACGAUGACAGGGAGGCACUGGUUCUUAGCAAGCGAAUGGCAAGAAGCCCUCUAGUUCACUUAAGCGUUGUAAGAUUGGUUUCUAAAGAAGCUAAACUGGAAGAUCGAUGGGAGAGAAUGCUUGAUGCAGAAACCUUGAAGGAGGUCCAGAUUCGCAGUCCACUCAAUGCCAAUAUAACAUACUUGGAGCACAAAGUGAAAGAAGGGCCUGAGACAGCUCAAAUAGCUCGGUCAAUGGAGAACAAAUUUGAUCUUAUAAUUUUGGGGCGUCGCCACAAGAUCGAUUCACCGUUCACCACAGGUUUAACAGAAUGGAGUGAAUUUCCAGAAUUGGGGCCAAUAGGCGACUUGCUUGCCUCCUCAGACAUUCAAAGUGGAGUAUCAGUCUUGGUGGUGCAGCAACAACAAUUGCAGUGCGAUUGA
This is a messenger RNA of Malania oleifera, 1131 nucleotides long. Its product is annotated as cation/H(+) antiporter 4-like. Gene Ontology annotation, biological process: regulation of pH. Gene Ontology annotation, cellular component: endomembrane system. The record is from RefSeq and is a predicted model, not a curated record. The transcript has a single exon. Lineage: Eukaryota; Viridiplantae; Streptophyta; Magnoliopsida; Santalales; Ximeniaceae. Bases 1 to 1131 code for a protein of 376 amino acids.